GCUACAGUCCGGACGAGGAUUUGAUGGCCUGCGCUUAGCUGGCGCUGUUUCUGCAGCAAAGCUUGUGGAUUUCUAGGGCUCGGCCAGUGAUGGAGGAGGUCUUUCGGCAGACCCUGGGGCAGUGGUCGCCCAACGGGAAGUACCUGGCAGGGGCGCAGCAGAAUCGGCUGCAGAUCCGGGAGCCGGAUUCCAUGAAGCUGCUCCAGGUAUUCAUUUGCAUUGACAAGGUGGAGAGGAUCCAGUGGUCCCCAGACAGUCAGUUCUUGCUCACGGAGGUGGCGCGCCAGGGGCUUCUGCAGGUCUGGAGCAUGAGGGACGCGGAGUGGAGCUGCCGGAUCUACGAGGGCCCGGCCGGCAUCGCGUCGGCGCGGUGGAUCAACGGGGAGACGGUGCUGGUGACCACCGAAUUCCAGCUCUACCUCUCCCUGUGGCAGCUGGAUGGGAGCACUGAGGCGGGAAGUGUAGCGCAGAUCCAGCGGCCCAAGUUCGGCAACCGGGGGGUGGCCUUGAGCCGGGACCAAUGCUGGCUGGCGGUGUUGCGACGGCUCGACUGCAAGGACCGUUUGGGUAUCUACAACUGCGAAGAGAGAUAUGCGCGGCUGACGGACGCGGUUUUGCCCGGGGAUGCGGCCAACCUUGCGUGGGGGCCAGACGACAACACGAUCCUGGUGUGGGAGAUGCCUGGACCGACGCCCUGGUGCUACGUGUACUCUCUGGCGGGCGAGUGCCUGGCAAAGAUGGGGGACAUCUUGCAGAGGGGUGUGGUGCCGUCGCCCUCCAUGCAGCUGCUGGCGGGCUGCGGCAUCGACCGGCGCCUGCAGCUGCUGAGCACUGUUAGCAAGAAGGUGCUGGCUUCCUUGCCCCACGACCUGGCGGUGGCCAUGUCGGAGUGUGAGGCGGGGGAUGAGGUCUUCUUUUGGGAAGAGGACUUCCAAGAUGGCCAGCUCUGCUAUCGCCGGCAGGAGGCCGCGACCCUGGAAGAGCACUUGGUGCCGGAGGCCCUGGAUGCCGAGGGCAUCCCCAGGCAGGGGGUCACUCUGGCAGUCUGGAGCCCGGACGACCGCUUCCUCGCCACCAAGCACGAGUCCUUCCCGAGCGUGGUCUGGGUCUGGGACCUUGGGCGUCUGGUGCUGGCGGCGCUUCUGCGGCACCGCGCCCACGUCCGCGCCGUGGCCUGGGACCCAUUGGCCCAGGCGGAGCGCAGCCGCCUGGCCAUCAGCACCGGGGACCCGGUGCUCUUCCUCUGGAGCGCGGGGUCGAAGCCCUCGGCGGGCGCCUGUGCGCUGUCCGGGGCGCGCCUGCGCUGGCGCCCAGAUGGGCGCAGUGUCCUUCUGCAAGAGAAGGACCGCUGCUGCACGUGCCGCAUGGGGGUGGCGGCGCUGGGCGAAAAUGUGGCUGCGCGAGCGCGGCUGGCUGUGAGCUGCAUGAGGCGUUGA
This is a messenger RNA of Effrenium voratum, 1436 nucleotides long. NCBI's taxonomy places the organism in Eukaryota, Dinophyceae, Suessiales, Symbiodiniaceae. The record is from the annotation of a GenBank genome assembly.